ACACAAUGAAACAAUGUAUUGUGGGAGUGUAGUUUGAAGCAUCUGUAAACUGAGUUGGUGAUAUCGCGAACGAGACUUCAAUGACCAGAAACGUCCUCUUCUUUGCUGAAGCUGUACGGCGUGUUCGUGAGAGUCGCCCUGAACUAGCAGCUGUGAAAAUUCCCUGAUCUUUUAAUAAUCUGGAUAUAUUUUGGUUAGUUGUUUGUAAAUCAAAAUGAUUUGAAGAUCGAAUAAAUCUGCUCAGCGCCCUGUUUUUGUCCUCUCGUCAACCAGCACUGUCUUGUAAUGUUUACUUCUUUCGUGCUUCGGCGUGUCCUCUUGUGUAGCGGACUGAUGUAGUGUCUAAUGUUAGCUAAAUUAUUUUACACAAACAAUACAUAGGUUGGCUAGCUUUAUUCAUACGAUUUAUUCACACGAAGCAUGUCCAUCGUGCACAAUCGGUGUAAAUAAUCGAUGUGAAUACUCCCAGGUAGUUACAGUUAUAGUCGAGAACGAAGUGCGAGCAAGAUCCUCGUUCAUGAUGGCGAUGUUUCGCAGUUUUGUGUCGGCUACUCAUCAGCUCAGGCAGCACCAACAAAACGGGGCAGCUGCGGCUGCCACUGGCGAGAGCCUCGAGAGCCAGUUCUCCUGCCCAAUUUGCCUGGAGGUGUAUCAUAAACCUGUCACCAUUGGAAGCUGUGCCCACACGUUCUGUGGGGAGUGUCUGCAGCCCUGUCUCCAGGUCACCUCUCCCCUCUGCCCUCUGUGCCGCAUGCCUUUUGACCCAAAGAAGGUGGACAAGUCCUCCAGUGUGGAGAAACAGCUGUCCAACUACAAGGCCCCCUGUCGGGGCUGCAGUAAGAAGGUGUCUCUGGUCAAAAUGAGGUCACACAUCUCCUCUUGCGCGAAGGUCCAGGAGCAGAUGGCCAACUGCCCAAAGUUUGUGCCUGUGGUCCCCACUUCACAGCCCAUUCCCAGCAAUAUUCCAAACCGUUCCACCUUUUCAUGCCCAUUCUGUGGAGCCCGCAAUCUAGAUCAACAGGAGCUGGUCAAACACUGUAUGGAGAACCACCGCAACGAUCCCAACAAAGUGGUGUGUCCUGUAUGUUCAGCCAUGCCUUGGGGGGACCCCAGCUACAAGAGCUCCAACUUCCUCCAGCACCUCCUCCACCGGCACAAGUUCUCCUACGACACGUUUGUGGACUACAGUAUCGAUGAAGAGGCGGCACUACAGGCAGCCCUGGCUCUCUCCAUGGCAGAGAACUGAGAGUCCUCUGAGUCCCCCAUUCUGCUGUCUGGGGACGCACUUUCUUCCUGACACCCCACUAGCUCUCUUUCUUUCUCUGGAUCCACCCUAUAUCCAGCCCCCUCCACUGUCUCCUCACAGGGAGAGUUUGGAAGGACUUGGCCUCGACUCCCACUCUGGGAGAGCUACAGAGGGCUUAUCUCCUAACCCUGUCCCUCUAUCUGGCCCUUCAUCCACUCUGCUUGCCUGCUUAACCCGUCAAUGCCCAUUACCAUUACAUUAUAUCCUCUCAGCCAGCAGCAGCCUCUUCACUUCCUGUAUACUGGGGAGGAAGGGAGCUUGGCCCCCCAAUAAAUGUUGCAAUUCAAAACCACUGCAAUGCAAAACAAUGAGUGCAGCAUGGACAUUGUUGUUAUUCUGCAGAAAGUAUGAAGGUUCCCAAAAAUAAUGAUUUAAGGUAUUUUCUUUUACUCUUUAUUUUUCACUGUUCAAAUUAAAUGUUUUCAAACUCCAGGAAAAAGCCAUCUCAUGACACACGUUCUGGUCAAAGUACCACAGAUUAGUUCUGUUGAAGUUUAUUCUCAAGUGCAUCAUUUGAUGUCUUUUUGAUUAAGAGGAACUGCAGUUGAAUGGCUUGACCCCAUUCUCAGUGUGAUAAUCUUACCACUAGGUGACAGUCUAGACAUGACCAGUUAAACCCAGAGCGCGAGGUCAUUCUCAGUGUGAUAAUCUUACCACUAGGUGACAGUCUAGGCAUGACCAGAUAAACCCAGAGAGCGAGGUCAUUCUCAGUGUGAUAAUCUUACCACUAGGUGACAGUCUAGACAUGACCAGAUAAACCCAGAGCGCGAGGUCAUUCUCAGUGUGAUAAUCUUACCACUAGGUGACAGUCUAGACAUGACCAGAUAAACCCAGAGAGCGAGGUCAUUCUCAGUGUGAUAAUCUUACCACUAGGUGACAGUCUAGACAUGACCAGAUAAGAGAGUGAGGUCAUUCUCAGUGUGAUAAUCUUACCACUAGGUGACAGUCUAGACAUGACCAGAUAAGAGAGUGAGGUCAUUCUCAGUGUGAUAAUCUUACCACUAGGUGACAGUCUAGACAUGACCAGAUAAGAGAGUGAGGUCAUUCUUACAUCCCCAUCACGACAACAACACACUAACAUUUGCAACGCGAACCAAAACAAACUAUCAAACUAUCCCCUUUUGUAUUCAGAGUUCGUGUGAAUACUUGCACUUGUCACAUUUUUCUACAUAAUUGAACUAUAGAUUGUUCUCAUUUCACAGCUCAGAAACAUAAUUAUAGUACUGCAUUUAUUCUUCACACUGCUGUCACUCUGCUGAUAUUUUUAUGAAGCACCAGACAAGAUAAAAUAUAUUUUUGGAAAAUGUUUACGUUUUAAAUGGUGUACUAAUCAUAAGAAACAUGUUUAUUGGCGAUGUGUUUGUUGUUUUACCACCUUUUUAAAAGUACCCAUUGGUACUGCACUGCUGGCAUCAAACAGUUGCUUGCAGGAUUUUAGGGCCUAUGUGUAAUACACUGUCUCGAACACAAGAGGGCACCCCAGUCUGAAAAUAGACCGGGCACAAGUCAAUAGUAAUUUAAGUCAGUGUUACUCCCUCAGUUUAUACUCAUGCACAGUAUUCUGUUUGGUUUAGUGCCCACUAGGAGAAGUACAAGAAGUGAAAUAUUAUGACGUGAGUAUUGUUGGUUAAGUUUAUCCUUGUGGUGGAAUUGGUUGCUGCAACAUAAGUGUCCAGUUUUAUGUUAAUUAUUGUCUUGAACACCAAUGUUGGUCUGAUUAGUAAAAUGUAAAAGUGUACAUUGUACAUUGCUACAGAAUCAGUGCAAUAUUCCUAGGCCAUUUACCUUCCAGGAUCCACACUGCUCCUGUCUCAGUGGGGUCUCCCCAAAACCUGUUGGUCAGAGCUGUGAAAAUCUGUUUGAAUAUACCGUACACAUUCCAGUCCUGUUACAAUCAUUAUGUUCCAAUGGUUUGUUAAAGACAUCCACUUUCUGAUAGCACAGUAAUUAUUAAAGUUGGAUUUAAACAAAACUGUGCAAAACAGCUGCAUAUUCAAUCAUAUGAUAAAAAAUGUCUUUAAAGACACUUUGCUUCAAAGGGAUACAAUUAUAAAAGUAUGUUGCCCCAAAGUAGAUGUCCAAAUUAUAAGCCAUGUUUGAGUAGUAGUGUGCCCGUUGAGCUAGCAUUGAUCUAUGGAGAUUUAAGAUUAUGUUUUGGUUCACUCUGAUGGAUGCCUUAUAGGAAACUGGUUAGAUUGUAUAGCGCGCAAUGGAGGAAGGUAUUGUGAUUGUUUGUUACUAGACUUACUAGUAGAAGUAUAAUGGUCUGUCCAUUUGUGUUUUUCCUUGUUUCCGAGGAGAACUGUACAUACGGUAGAGAAUGCAACAUUUAGGUUUUAGGUCCCUGUGGUAACUACGAAUGAGAAUGUAUUCGUUUUUUCAUACGUUGUAUAUUUUCCACGGGAAUGCAUUGAAAUAUUGCACUUUAAUUAAAAAAAAAAUAUUUAGAAAAAGGCCAGAAUUUUUUUGUUUGUAAUUUAUUUUUAUUUUUUUCAAUAUGUACAUUUCAUGAUGGAUGAUAAUGUAAGUUGUGGCUGUUUUUGUGUAAGAGUAGAGGGAAUGUUAAGUAUUAUCUCAGUCAUAACAUGGUGAUGUUUUGAUGUACUGGGAUGGUACAGACAACUUGUCUGUCGUUAAUAUUCUAUAGAUGGGUAUAUAUUGCAAAACCAACUGAGAAAACCAUCCCAGAUGUACAAAAGUGUGGCAAACAACAUUUGACCCUCAGCUUAGUCAAAGUGUUCCUGGAGAUAAUGCAUCCUUAUUUGAUAGACAUUGACAUGUUAUAUUUUCGGUGUUUCCAUGUAUUGUACUGGUUGGUGGCACAGUAUUGACAGCUGUAACCAUUAGAGAGAAACUGUCGUCACCAUGAGAAGUCCUGAGUUUCUUCUGGGGCAGCAAGGAAUUGUUACGCAUCUUUAAUUGAAUCAUUUACUCAACCUUUUUUUACUACCUAAUGAUGCUCUUUUAUAAAUGUUUGUAAGGUAAAUGGUAUUCUAUGUUUAGAUCAGCGUUCAUGUGCACAGCUGUAGCCUAAUGUAGAUUUUGUAUGGAGUAUACCUGAAAUGUAUACUUUUCACUCUUUGUGUAUUGUUGCAUCCAUGCAUAAUGCCACUGUACUGUGCAUCAUCAUCCCAGAUGUCCUAAUUGUGGUCAGAACCAUCUCUGUAAAAUAAACUCAAUGUUGCAGGUACUGAUAGGCCACCUGCAACAAAGACAUACACCAAAAAACAGGGACAGAAAAAAAAAGGAAACUAUUUUGUAUGAACUUUGUUAGGUCAUUUUUGUCAAGAGGUCCUUACUGAGACUGUCUGUUCUGAACUUGGUAAGGCUGACAGGAAAUAGACUUCCAUAAAGACUGGUAUCACAGCAAGAGAAGAUAGAGCCUGUGUCUCUGACUGUGUCCCCCAGGACUUGGCUGCCCUGGGAGUGUCAUGUAAUGUCACUCAGUCUAGACACAGGCUGAUGUUGUCCUCCCCAGGGGGGUCUGAGCUACAGUCACUUGAACCAGGAAGUUUCCUUCAGGGCCACUGUACCCUAGAGACCCACCAUGGGGCUUUGGCCCUACUGUCAGGGCCUGUGUGUGUUAAAUGUGAUUUAUGCAUUCUUGAAAAAUAGUAAUAAUACCAGUAAUAACAAUGGUUGAUUGUUAGCAUCAUCAUGUGGAUAUUUCAGUUAUAACACUGUUUGAACUUUAAGAAUUGUAUUUGUAGCAGAUUUUUUUUCCCGCCUCAAUAAAAACACUGACCCAUCCCA
Oncorhynchus mykiss (rainbow trout) is the source of this 5059-nucleotide messenger RNA. Its product is annotated as E3 ubiquitin-protein ligase RNF166. The record is from RefSeq and is a predicted model, not a curated record. Gene Ontology annotation, molecular function: ubiquitin protein ligase activity. Gene Ontology annotation, biological process: protein polyubiquitination; ubiquitin-dependent protein catabolic process. NCBI's taxonomy places the organism in Eukaryota, Metazoa, Chordata, Actinopteri, Salmoniformes, Salmonidae.